CGUGUCAUAGAAAUACAUAAAAGCCCUAUCCAAGUGCGAGAGUCCCUAUCAGCAUUUAUUCAUGGAGCUUACUUUGCCGUUUGUCACUGAAGUAUGAUCUACAAUUGCUCGGUAGUUUAGUCCGAAGAGGAAAAGAUAAAAGGUCUGAGGAGGGGGUGAACAUAAAGGUCACCAAACGUGCAGUACUUUAGUUUAAUCGCGACAGCUGAGCGCUUCUCCUCGCACAGAGUUUAGCUGCAAUGUUGUUCAGGUUCGGCGUUAUAGUCACGGUAGAGCGUACCGAUGUAAAUCUCUUCCUGACAGGAUCCAGGGCAGAAAUGGGACAAUGGGAUACCAGCAAAGCAGUGCAAAUGAAAGCCUCUCAGGCCGUGGUGUCAACGAAAGAACCGUCCUUCUGGGUCUGCGAAUUGCAACUUGAAGAACCACUCACUGAAACCUUCUGGUUUAAGUUUUUUAAACGAGUGGGCGAUCAUGUAAUAUGGGAAGGAAAUGGUCCUCAUCACGACCGCUGCAGUGUUUAUUAUGAAGAAAAUGUUGUGGAUGGCAUUUACUGUUACCCAGUAUGUCAUUGGAUUGAGUCAACAGGAUACAGCAAUGAGAUGAAACAUACCACAGACUUCUACUUCAGCAUUGCUGAUCACCAAGCCAUACAUUAUACCAGAAUUCUUCCACGGAUCUGGCUUGGCAGCUGCCCUCGUCAGUUGGAACACGUAACAAUAAAGUUGAAGCAUGAGUUGGGAAUCACAGCUGUAAUGAACUUUCAGACAGAGUGGGACAUCAGUCAGAACUCCUGGGGCUGUAACCGGAAGCCUGAACAAAUGAAGCCUGAGACAAUGAUGGAACUUUAUCGAGAUGUGGGAUUGGUCUACGUAUGGAUCCCUACUCCCGAUAUGAGCACUGAAGGCCGGACACGGAUGCUGCCUCAAGCUGUUUACAUCCUGCAUGGCCUGCUUGAGAACGGGCAUACAGUGUAUGUUCACUGUAAUGCAGGAGUGGGUAGGUCCACUGCAGUCAUAUGUGGAUUUCUGAUGUACGUGAUUGGAUGGAGCUUAAGAAAGACCCAGUAUUUCCUUGCUUCCAAACGCCCAGCUGUAUAUAUAGAUGAAGAGGCCCUUGUCCAUGCCCAGGAAGACUUUCUGAGGAAAUUUGGUCCUGUUCACUCUUCUGCGUAUACAGCAGUAGUAGAGAAUGUAAAAUAAUAUAUUUGACAUUACUUAAGAUGCAUAGUUUAAAAUGCUAGGAAUAUUACAUGAUUCAAAGGUUAAGAGGCAUUGAAUGUAUUUGUUUAGCCUGUAAUGCUAGGAAUAUUACACAAUUCAAAGUUCAUCAUUUUCUGACUAGGUAUCCCAUAUGCUGCAUGGAUGUAUAAAAUGGACUGUGUACACUUGUUACUAAAGUAAUUCAGUAUUCCAAAUGAGACUGAAUGCUUCAUUAUUUCUGAAAAUAAGAAGAGUGCUAUUUUUAUUAAAGAUACUGAAAAUACUGUGUAAAAAUGGAACAGGGUUCCAUUAAUGAUCAGAAAAGUUGUGCAGAAAUUCCAGCUGUGUUAAUAAUUAUUCGUAAUAUUCCCAUUAAAGCUAAAUAUUUAUAAGCAUGCAAUAUUUGUGAAAAAUAUGGGCAUUGUAAAGUCUUUAUGGUAUUCCUAGUGAAAAUAAAUUGCAUCCAUCAGUGUUAAGCUA
Protopterus annectens (West African lungfish) is the source of this 1679-nucleotide messenger RNA. It is a transcript of the gene EPM2A, whose product is annotated as EPM2A glucan phosphatase, laforin. NCBI's taxonomy places the organism in Eukaryota, Metazoa, Chordata, Ceratodontiformes, Protopteridae. Gene Ontology annotation, molecular function: protein tyrosine phosphatase activity; protein tyrosine/serine/threonine phosphatase activity; starch binding. Bases 240 to 1199 code for a protein of 319 amino acids. Gene Ontology annotation, cellular component: nucleus; cytoplasm. Gene Ontology annotation, biological process: protein dephosphorylation. The transcript has 4 exons. The record is from RefSeq and is a predicted model, not a curated record.